GCAAUAUAAGGUUAUGUUUGCGAAACGUCAUGUGUCAAAACAUCCGUUUUUAUCAAAAUUAUUAAUGAAAAUGUAAUAUUAUUAAUAAACAACUUGUUGUGGUAGUUUUGGUUUUGUGGCGCGAAUUGUUUAUUUAAUUUCUGUGGUUCUAAUCAGUUCAAGGACUGAUAACCUAACCUACAUUUAUUGCCAUAUUCAGUAUGGGAUUAUGAUAGUCGGUGAGACAGUGCCACACAAUGAACGACUUGACCCAAUUCAUUAAUUGUAAAAUCCUCCGUAACCAUAAAAUCAUCACUGAGGAUUUAUGGGUGCGAAACGGCAAAAUCAUCAAUCCCGAAAAAAUCUUCUUUGAUGAAAAAAUCCACGCCGCCAGGAAAAUCGACUGUCUCGGCCUCACCAUAGCACCAGGCUUUAUCGAAUUGCAAAUAAAUGGUGGGUUUGGACACGACUUUUCCUUCAAUAUUGAGAAUCUAGAAAACGGUUUAAACCUCGUAUCGAAAAACCUUCUCGCACAUGGGGUUACAGCCUACUGUCCCACUCUAGUAACCUCACCCAAAGAAAUCUACCAUAAAGUCGUCCCCAAAAUGAAAAAAAGGCAAGGUGGGGCCCACGGGGCCACGAUUUUAGGAAUACACACCGAGGGGCCCUUCAUCAACGUGGAGAAAAAGGGGGCCCACCCCCCAAACUGUAUCAAAGGAUUCGAAAAAGGCUUGCAAAGUGUCGAAGAAAUGUACGGCAGCUUGGACAACAUCAAAAUAAUAACAUUGGCCCCCGAAUUACCAAACGCCGAGGAAGUAAUCCGGAAGUUGUCUGAGAGAGGGAUCAUUGUAUCAGUUGGACAUUCCAUGGCUAAUUUAUCACAAGGGGAGAAAGCGGUUAAUUGUGGGGCCACUUUAAUAACCCACCUCUUCAACGCAAUGCUUCCAUUCCAUCAUAGAGACCCGGGGCUGGUUGGUCUCCUAACCUCAAAUAAAAUCCCAAACGGGAGGAUUUUUUUCGGAAUAAUCGCAGAUGGGGUGCAUACGCACCCUGCGGCCCUUAGAAUCGCAUACAGGGUGCACCCCGAAGGGCUGGUCCUCGUGACGGACGCAAUCGCAGCCUUGGGGCUUGCCGAAGGGAAAUACAAUCUGGGGCAGUUUGAGAUUGAAGUUAGGGGCGGAAGGGCCUACAUUGCCAAAACUGAGACGUUGUGUGGCAGCAUAGCCUCGAUGAUUGAGUGUGUGAGGUCGUUUUUGGCGUCAACAGGUUGUUCAGUUGAGUAUGCGUUAGAAGCGGCCAGUUUGCACCCAGCUAAAGCCUUAGGGAUUGAAAGUGUGAAAGGGACUCUAAAUUUUGGGGCCGAUGCUGAUUUUAUUAUGUUGGAUGAGGGGCUUGAGCUGCACUCGACUUGGAUUGCGGGGGAGAAGGUUUAUGCCAAGUGAAAUAAAAGUGUCUUAACUGUUUUAUAAUUUAAUAAAGUUUUAUUGAACUGUU
Messenger RNA from Tribolium castaneum (red flour beetle), 1473 nucleotides. RefSeq lists its product as uncharacterized. The record is from RefSeq and is a predicted model, not a curated record. Bases 237 to 1421 code for a protein of 394 amino acids. Gene Ontology annotation, molecular function: N-acetylglucosamine-6-phosphate deacetylase activity. The transcript has 6 exons. Gene Ontology annotation, biological process: N-acetylglucosamine catabolic process. NCBI's taxonomy places the organism in Eukaryota, Metazoa, Arthropoda, Insecta, Coleoptera, Tenebrionidae.